UACCCCGAUUCCGGGGGAUGAGGUGAGGCAGGAGCUUCGCAUAGCCAAACACAACUAUGCUAUGGAUGAGUACUCCCGGGGGUAUGCUGAAGUGGAGGCCCUUAGGAGGAUUCUGCGAGCCGAGGUUGAGGCGAGCAUCAACCAUCCGGAAUACCAGGAUCCGUGGGACCUUAAUCUGGACCCCUUAUCGGACUGGUUCCGUCGCUUCCUAGGGCCUACCUUGGCUCCUUUUGCCGCGGAGAUGACCGGCGAGUUCGCUUCUCAGCUCACACGUUGCGCGCCCAAGCGGUUUGCCACUUGCGCUUCCCUGAACUCCAUCUUCCAGGUCCAGGACCUCAGCCAUUCUCUCACGGUGCUUGCUGCUGAGGCUGGCCGCCUCUCCAAGAACAUCAUAAACCAUGGCUUCACUCUGUCCGACUUUGGGGACAUGAAUGACGUCAGGAAGGUCCUCCAGGACCUCACAGCGGAGAGGCAGAUCUACCAAGAGGCUGCCGAGCACCAGGAGGUCGGGAUGUUUGUCUCUUUACGGGAGUUUGUGGAUAAUCUCGAACGGAGAUGUUUAUUUGAUUUUGCUGAUGUGAAUUUUCCUCAGGGAAUUCUUUGUAUUGCUCUGAACAGCGGUGUUGAUGAUCUCUUGAUUUCUGUUGAUCUCUGA
Molecule: messenger RNA, 655 nt
Organism: Cannabis sativa
Lineage: Eukaryota; Viridiplantae; Streptophyta; Magnoliopsida; Rosales; Cannabaceae
Exons: 3
Coding region: 62-655 (197 amino acids)
Source: RefSeq, a predicted model, not a curated record